This is a messenger RNA of Chrysochloris asiatica (Cape golden mole), 1776 nucleotides long. RefSeq names its product oviductal glycoprotein 1, 120kDa (gene OVGP1). Gene Ontology annotation, molecular function: chitinase activity; chitin binding. The record is from RefSeq and is a predicted model, not a curated record. The coding region runs from base 1 to 1776 and encodes 591 amino acids. The transcript has 13 exons. Gene Ontology annotation, cellular component: extracellular region. Gene Ontology annotation, biological process: carbohydrate metabolic process; chitin catabolic process. Lineage: Eukaryota; Metazoa; Chordata; Mammalia; Afrosoricida; Chrysochloridae.
AUGAGGAGGCUGCUGCUUUGGGUUGGGUUGGUUCUUGGACUGGCACACCACAACGAUGCUGCUCACAAACUAGUGUGUUAUUUCACCAACUGGGCAUACAGUCGACCAAACACUGCCUCAAUCCUGCCCCAGGACCUGGACCCCUUUCUCUGCACCCACCUGAUAUUUGCAUUUGCUUCAAUGAAAGACAACCAGAUUAUUGCAAAAAAUGCCCAGGAUGAGAAUAUUUUCUACCCAGAGUUCAACAAGCUUAAGGAGAGGAACAGGAAGCUGAAAACACUGCUCUCAGUUGGGGGAUGGGACUUUGGCACACCAAGGUUCACCGCUAUGUUGUCCACCUCCCUUCGCCGGGAAAAGUUUAUUGAUUCCGUUAUAUCCCUCCUGAGGACAUAUAACUUUGAUGGUCUCGACCUAUUCUUCUUGUACCCUGGACUAAGAGGCAGCCCCAUACAUGACCGGUGGAAUUUUCUCUUCUUAAUUGAAGAGCUCAUGUUUGCCUUCAAAAAGGAGGCGAUCAACAACUUUCACCCAAAGUUGCUGCUCUCUGCUGCUGUCUCUGGAGUCCCACACAUCAUUCAAACAUCUUAUGAUGUUCGCCUUCUAGGAAGAUGCCUGGAUUUCAUCAGCAUCUUGUCUUAUGACUUCCAUGGGCCCUGGGAAAAGUUCACAGGACACAAUAGCCCCCUGUUCUCUUGGCCUGGAGACUCCAAAUCAUCGGCAUAUGCCAUGAAUUACUGGCGAAAGCUUGGGGCACCCUCAGAGAAACUCAUCAUGGGGUUACCCACCUAUGGACGCACAUAUUGUCUCCUCAAAACCUCUGAAACUUGGCUGGGGGCCAUGGCCACAGGACCAGCACCUCCAGGGAAGUACACCAAGCAAUCUGGCUUCUUGGCUUAUUUUGAGAUUUGCAACUUUGUUCAGAGAGCGAAGAAACGCUGGAUUGACAAUCAGUUUGUCCCAUAUGCCUACCAGGGGAAGAAGUGGAUUGGCUAUGAUGAUGCUUCCAGUUUCAGUUACAAAGCACUGUUCAUAAAAAGAGAGCAUUUUGGGGGGGCCAUGGUAUGGACACUGGACCUGGAUGAUGUCAAGGGCACUUUCUGUGGCAACGGCCCUUUCCCCCUUGUUCAUAUCCUGAAGAAUCUCUUGAUGAAGAACAAGUUCAGCUCAACUCCUUCAUCACGAUUUUUUUUUCCCCCCUCAGGAGAAGAGAUAGAGGCCACUGACAGCCAGAGAAAGUAUGAAUCUAUGAUUACAAAUGCGACUGUGAUCACAAGAAGGGAAGUGAUGAUGCUUGGGAAGUGCAAUGUAACUCUGACUAAGAAGACCCUGACCCCUGUGGUUCAUCUGGCUGUCAUCCCUGGAGAGAUGGCCUUGUCCCCUAAGCAUCACCUGACUGUGAGUCCUGAAAGGACAAUUAUGACACCCGCAAAUUUUCAGACUGAGACCUCCGGAGAGAUGGCUGUAACAUCUACAAGGAAGUCUAUAGAUUCUGAAAGGGCUACUGUCCCCUUGGGAAGAAUGGCAGUCACCUCUGAUGAGCAGACUAAGAUUCUAAGAGGGGAGAAUUUGACUUCUAAAACGGAAGCUGAAGACAUCAUACUGUCCUCUGGUUCUGUCAUACAGCUCCCAGGAAACUUUCUCCUUGCUUUUGACAGUCUCUUUGUUUCCAUUCAUAGAAAUGAUUCCUUUGUCAACUCAAUGACCCUUCCAGCAAUUCUUCUCUUUCUAAAAAAGGAAAAUCCAUCAAAAAUCCUUGCUGCAAACCAAGGAUCUUAA